Protopterus annectens (West African lungfish) is the source of this 4724-nucleotide messenger RNA. It is a transcript of the gene KPNB1, whose product is annotated as karyopherin subunit beta 1. Gene Ontology annotation, molecular function: nuclear import signal receptor activity; small GTPase binding. NCBI's taxonomy places the organism in Eukaryota, Metazoa, Chordata, Ceratodontiformes, Protopteridae. Gene Ontology annotation, biological process: protein import into nucleus. The transcript is spliced from 22 exons. Gene Ontology annotation, cellular component: nucleus; cytoplasm. Bases 204 to 2828 code for a protein of 874 amino acids. The record is from RefSeq and is a predicted model, not a curated record.
GCAAGCGCGGUUCUUGUUUCUUUUACUUCUCGCGGCCCUGCGUACAGGGUUUCUGUGAUCCUCUGCUUCCGCUGUUGAGGGAGCGCGAGCGGAGGCCUGGGGAAGACGGGUGUGCUUGGAACGGUAUUUGUGGCAGCGAUUGAAACGCGGUGACAGUGUUAAGAAGGUGUACUUAAGGCAGUUAAAAAACACAGGGAAUAAACAUGGAGCUUAUUGCUAUUCUAGAAAAAACGGUAUCUCCCGACCGCAAUGAAUUGGAGGCGGCGCAGAAGUUCCUGGAGCAUGCAGCUGUUGAGAAUCUGCCUGCCUUUUUGGUGGAGUUGUCCAGGAUCUUGGCAAACAAGGACAACAGUCAGGUUGCUAGAAUUGCAGCUGGAUUACAGAUAAAGAAUUCUCUAACGUCCAAGGAUCUUGAUGUAAAGGCGCAAUAUCAGCAACGGUGGCUGGCAAUAGAUGUUUCUGCUCGAGGAGAAAUAAAAACUUAUGUGUUGCAAACAUUGGGAACAGAGUCCUACAGACCAAGCUCAGCUUCUCAGUGUGUGGCUGGAAUUGCUUGUGCAGAAAUCCCAGUGGCACAGUGGCCAGAGCUUAUUCCUCAACUGGUAGCCAAUGUAACAAAUCCUUCAAGUUCUGAACAUAUGAAGGAAUCUACACUGGAAGCUAUUGGAUACAUUUGCCAGGAUAUAGACCCAGAACAGUUGCAGGACAAGUCCAAUGAGAUCUUGACAGCAAUCAUACAGGGAAUGAGGAAAGAAGAACCUAGCAAUAGUGUGAAGUUAGCAGCUACAAAUGCUCUCUUGAACUCUUUGGAAUUCACCAAAGCGAACUUUGACAAAGAGUCUGAAAGACACUUUAUUAUGCAAGUAGUCUGUGAAGCAACCCAGUGUCCAGACACAAGGGUCCGUGUUGCUGCAUUGCAGAACCUGGUGAAGAUAAUGUCCCUGUAUUAUCAGUACAUGGAGACUUACAUGGGCCCUGCACUAUUUGCGAUCACCAUAGAAGCCAUGAAAAGUGACAUUGAUGAAGUAGCUCUUCAGGGGAUUGAAUUUUGGUCCAAUGUAUGUGAUGAAGAAAUGGACUUGGCUAUAGAAGCAACAGAGGCAGCAGAGCAAGGAAGACCUCCAGAACACACCAGCAAGUUUUAUGCCAAAGGUGCUCUGCAGUAUCUGGUUCCCAUACUAACGCAAACACUUACUAAACAGGAUGAAAAUGAUGAUGACGACGAUUGGAAUCCUUGCAAAGCAGCUGGUGUGUGUCUUAUGCUGUUGGCUACCUGCUGUGAGGAUGAUAUUGUUCCACAUGUGUUACCGUUCAUUAAAGAACACAUCAAAAACUUAGACUGGAGGUACAGAGAUGCAGCUGUUAUGUGUUUCGGAUCAAUUCUUGAAGGACCAGAUCAAAACCAGCUGAAACCACUUGUUGUUCAGGCCAUGCCAACGCUGAUAGAAUUGAUGAAGGAUCCUAGUGUUGUGGUACGAGAUACAACUGCUUGGACUGUGGGCAGAAUAUGUGAACUGCUGCCUGAAGCUGCAAUAAACGAUGUGUACCUAGCCCCCCUUCUGCAGUGCUUAAUUGAAGGACUUGGAGCUGAACCAAGAGUGGCUUCAAAUGUCUGCUGGGCUUUCUCUAGUCUUGCUGAAGCUGCAUACGAAUCUGCUGAAGUUGCUGAUGAGCAAGAAGAACCUGCCACUUACUGCUUGUCUUCAUCAUUUGAAAUUAUUGUUCAAAAACUGUUGGAGACUACUGACAGGCCUGAUGGUCACCAGAAUAACCUCAGAAGUGCAGCUUAUGAAGCUCUGAUGGAGAUUGUAAAAAACAGUGCAAAGGACUGCUAUCCAGCUGUACAGAAAACUACUUUGGUUAUAAUGGAGAGGCUACAGCAAGUGCUGCAGAUGGAGUCUCACAUACAGAGCACUUCAGACAGAAUCCAGUUUAAUGAUCUGCAGUCUCUCCUUUGUGCCACACUACAGAAUGUGCUUCGGAAAGUGCAGCAUCAAGAUGCCCUUCAGAUAUCCGAUGUGGUUAUGGCGUCCUUGUUAAGAAUGUUUCAGAGCACAGCAGGAUCUGGUGGUGUGCAGGAAGAUGCUCUGAUGGCUGUUAGUACACUUGUGGAAGUGCUUGGUGGAGAGUUCAUGAAGUACAUGGAAGCCUUCAAACCAUUUCUGAGUAUUGGACUGAAAAAUUAUGCAGAAUACCAGGUUUGCCUGGCUGCAGUUGGCCUGGUAGGAGACUUGUGUAGGGCAUUGCAGUCUAAUAUCCUGCCCUUCUGCGAUGAGAUCAUGCAGUUGCUUCUAGAAAAUCUUGGGAAUGAGAAUGUACACCGGUCUGUAAAACCUCAGAUUCUCUCUGCAUUUGGUGAUAUUGCUCUUGCCAUCGGUGGAGAGUUCAAGAAGUAUCUGGAACUGGUCUUGAACACCCUUCAGCAGGCUUCUCAAGCUCAGGUUGAUAAGAAUGACUAUGACAUGGUGGAUUAUUUGAAUGAACUGAGAGAGAGCUGCUUAGAAGCAUACACUGGUAUCAUUCAAGGACUGAAAGGAGAUCAAGAAAAUGUUCAUCCUGAUGUGAUGCUGGUACAGCCAAGGGUGGAGUUCAUUCUCUCAUUCAUUGACCAUGUUGCAGCUGAUGAGGACCACACAGAUGGUGUGGUAGCUUGUGCUGCUGGACUUAUAGGUGACUUGUGUACUGCAUUUGGUAAGGAUGUUUUAAAACUGGUGGAAGCCAGGCCAAUGAUCCAUGAGCUCCUGACUGAAGGAAGACGAUCAAAAACAAGCAAAACAAAAACUCUUGCCACAUGGGCAACAAAAGAGCUGCGAAAACUGAAAAACUAGCUUGAUUGGCUAUAAAGAAAGAUAACCAGCGACACCACUGGAAUUCUCCAAUCUUUUGAAAAAUAAGCAGAAGUGAGGAGUGUGCACGGAUGCUGAAUGUUUGGGAAUGUGAGGAUGCGUGAGUGAGGCUUGAAACACACCACACUGAAACCCAGCAGCAGCUCUGUUUCUGAACCGAAUGCCGAACUAGAGGAAGAUGAACAUUUAUUAAAUUGACUUUCUGGAUGAUAGAAAACAGAUACAGAACGGGCUCCAUCCUUCAGGAGGAACAGGAAAAAGGACCUUCAUUGUCUGAGAGGUCGAGCACUCUAGAAACAUUUGGGAAUUAUCCUCCUGAUAUGGAAACUUUCCUUUGCCGUGCUGCUGAAGAGGAAUGAAACUUGAGUUUUCUGGUCCGCCUCCUGUAGUCUUCACUUUGCUGUACAUGCAUAGGACAAAAGGCGGGUUGUAUGAAGACAGCAAGAAGGGUUGUUGGUCAAAAGUGUGUAUGGUGAAGUGAGAAGGGUUCUUUCUCAAUUCAUGACAAUUUACAAGAAAAGUUGCAUUGCAUAAUCACAGCCAGAUAUACCGCCACACAAGACUGUCUCACUCUUGGAGGAGGGGGACACUGACGAAUGCUCAGAGCUUCCUGUGGGUGCAUAUCUUUCAAACCCAUUCUCUUGCCCUGAUAAAUAAGGAAGCAUUGGCAAUAGUUUCCUCCCGUGAGGAGAAUGUAUGCUCUUAAGGUUGUAUGCAGACUUGGAUUAGGCUGUGGAAGAAAAUAUUUGAAUUAGUCCUGUGCCCAGCAAUUGGCAGCUAGCACUUUGGAUUGGUACCCCAGUUUGUACUGAGCAGCCUGAGUACGCAAGUAUGGAAUACUGUGCCAAAGAAAAAAAAUCAGGUUGUAUUCAGGAACAACAUACAAUUUCCAUCAUCUGCUAUUUGGGAACUGCUUGGCCUUUUUGUGCUUUUGAAAAAAGUACGACAUUGGUCUCUUGCUGCUGUUAAAAAAAAAAUCUGUAUACUGACUGAAAAUAAAUGGAAAAGGCACAUGUAAAAGGUUAUAUUUUUCCACUGCACUUGAGUAAUAAAAUGGUGUCCAGCAUUCCCUAAAGUACUUUACUGUAAACUGUUGGUGUUUCUGAUCAGGGAGGGGAAAAAAUGUCAUCGCCUUUCUUUUAGGCAUAACUUCAGAUGCAUUGUAUUUAUGGACAGUGGAGCCUUUUGCAUGGUGAAAUUGUUUGCAAUGGAUAGUCAAAAAUGAGGGAGUAAGUUUUCAGUGGUAAGCAGAAUGGCUGAUCCUCUCCCAAACUUCCAAUAACACUUUAAGCAGUAAAAUAAGUCGUUUUUUCUUGCCCCAUUUAUUGCUUUAACAUAAAGCCAGUUUUAAUUCUGAAGAGUAAACCAAGUAGCACCAGCAAACGCCCUGUAGUUUAUGGGGUAAAAUGAGAGACUUAGCUUGAGAGAAUGAAUGACUGGUACACAUGGCAGUCAUUUUAAGUGGGAAUGCUUGAAGGUACCCUUUCUGCUUUUGCCUAUCCUCACUGCCCUCUCCAUGCUGUAGUUGUACAGGGUAUUGGUAUUAUGUGCCUUUCAUGCUAUAGACUGGGAACACAGCAUCCUGUGACCCCCCCCCCCCCAAAUACUACUUCUGUUUAUAAUAGAAUUUGGAAGUGAAAUUGUUUGCACUGGCUUAUGUAAUGGGGCUUAUUACUUGAACUGUUCACUUUGAAGAGACUCUGAUUCAGUUUUGUUCCCUUUUUUUAUACAAGUCCUUGGGGGAGGGUAGACUGAACAGAUGUUCUAAAAAUUCGGAAACCUGAUCAUUCCUCAGUGCUACCUGUUUCUGUCCUGUGUGGGCUUUAAGCUGUAGACAGCAGGAGAAUAAAGUACACUGAGAUAGUGUCAAUGCAAUUA